Sus scrofa (pig) is the source of this 744-nucleotide messenger RNA. RefSeq names its product claudin 20 (gene CLDN20). Gene Ontology annotation, cellular component: bicellular tight junction; membrane. Gene Ontology annotation, molecular function: structural molecule activity. NCBI's taxonomy places the organism in Eukaryota, Metazoa, Chordata, Mammalia, Artiodactyla, Suidae. The record is from RefSeq and is marked provisional.
UACGAGGACAAAGGUAACGGUGAUGUCAUGGCUUCGGCGGGUCUCCAGCUCCUCGCUUUCGCCCUGGCCUUAUCUGGGGUCUCUGGGGUCCUCACGGCCACUCUGCUGCCCAACUGGAAGGUGAAUGUGGACGCGGGCUCCAACAUCAUCACGGCCAUCGUGCAGCUGCAAGGGCUGUGGAUGGACUGCACGUGGUACAGCACUGGGAUGUUCAGCUGCUCCCUGAAGGACUCCGUCCUGGGCCUCCCCACCCACGUGCAGGCCGCGCGGGCCGCCAUGGUGCUGGCCUGCGUUCUGUCUGCUCUGGGGAUCUGCACUUGCACAGUGGGGAUGAAGUGCACUCGCUUAGGCGGGGACAGGGAAAGCAAGAGUCACACCUGUUUUGCUGGAGGCGUCUGCCUCGUGUCUGCGGGCAUCUCCAGUCUCACACCCACAGUGUGGUACACCAAGGAGAUCAUCGCCAACUUUCUGGAUCUGACGGUUCCAGAAAGCAACAAACAUGAACCCGGAGGAGCGGUCUACAUCGGAUUCAUUUCCGCCAUGCUGCUGUUUAUCUCUGGCCUGAUUUUCUGCACAUCUUGUGUGAAAAAGAGAGCAGAAGCUUUGCUCUACCCAUCCAAGCAGCAACAUAUCCCCAUCUCGCAGCCAGAGGACAAUUCAGCAUACAGCCUGAAGGAUUACGUGUAAACAGCUGUGUGAUGCACAUGGAGUUUUCAGGUGCCUGCCGUGACUUCUGCCUUUCUU